Salmo salar (Atlantic salmon) is the source of this 2784-nucleotide messenger RNA. The record is from RefSeq and is a predicted model, not a curated record. NCBI's taxonomy places the organism in Eukaryota, Metazoa, Chordata, Actinopteri, Salmoniformes, Salmonidae.
GCCAUCAUUCCAAUGAUUUUGCACUCUAUGCUUUUCUUUGAAGCGAUACUUACUCACAUAUGAUUAACAACCUUUUGUAACUGUUUUGUACAGUAUCUCUUCUAAAUUAUUUGAAUGGUGCUCUUUGCUUAAUAUGUGUAUUUAAAUGAAGUUGAGACUGACUAGAGGUCAAAUCUAAUACUGGAACAAAGCUUGUGAGUUUUAUUUAUACCUAUUAUGCAUAUCAUAGACAAUGUGGGAAUCAAUAGAUUUAAAUCUCCAUCACGUAUUUUACUUCAACUUACAUUAUACAUUUAACUGCUAUUUUCAAAGUGCGUGUUCAGUUAUUCAAAGUUAAUGCCAUGUAGCUGUUCCAUAGAGUAACUGCAAUAUUACUUUGGUAGUCAAAUCACCUUAUCAUAGCUUCCUUGUCGUUUUGUUUCCCUUGAAAGGUACAGCACUGCCUGUGUACUCUCAGAAGGAAAUUGUGCACAUUAGUUCAGACUUAUUGAAAUGAACAAAAUGUGGAAAAAGUCAAGGUGUCUGAAUACUUUCCGAAUGCACUCUAUCUUGAUUAUAUCAAUACGUAUUAAAGCCCCUACGUCAAUACAUGUUAGAAUCACCUUUUGCAGUGAUUACAGCUCUGAGUCUUUCUGCGUAAGUCUCUAUCCACACAUGGAAUGUGCAACAUUUGCCCAUUAUUAUUUAACAAAUUCUGAAAUUCUUUGUUGAUCAUUGCUAGACAACCAUUUUCAGGUCUUGCAGUACAUUUUCAAGCAGAUUUAAGAGAAAACUGGCAACUCAGGAACAUUCACUGUCUUCUUGGUAAGCAACUCUAGUGUAGAUUUGGCCUUGUGUUUUAGGUUAUUGUCCUGCCGAAAGAUGAAUUAAUCUCCCAGUGUCUGGUGGAAAGUAGAAUGAACAAGGUUUUCCUCUAGGAUUUUGCCUGUGCUUAGCUCCAUUCCGUUUAUUUUUUGUCCUGAAAAACUUCCCAGUCCUUACCGUUUACAUAACAUGAUGCAGCCACUACUAUGCUUGAAAAUAUGGAGAGUGGUACUCAGUAACGUGUUUAAUUGGAUUUGCCCAUAACAUAACACUUUGUAAUCAGGAACAAACGUUUGCAACAAUACUUUAGUGCAUGUUUUAGAAUAUUUUCAUUCUGUACAGGCUUCCUUCUUUUCACUCUGUCAAUUAGGUUAGUAUUGUGGAGUAACUACAAUGUUGUUGGUCCAUCCUCAGUUUUCUCCUAUUACAUCCAUUAAACUCUGUAAGUGUUUUAAAGUCACCAUUGGACAAUCCCUGGGCGGUUUCCAUUCAAUGUCUGGAAAGGUACAACACUGCUUGUUAACUCUCAGAAGGAAAUUGUGCACAUUAGUUCAGACAUUGAAAAAAAACUUAGACAAAGACAAUUCUUUCUUAGAUAUUUUCUUCCACAUGAAAUCUUUCAAACAGGUCUGGAUUGAUAAAUUAUUGUGUUUUAACAUUUGUUCACAACAACAAUGCUUCUCUUGAGUUACAAUAUAAGGGUUGGGAGCAUUAAACCAUAAUCUCUUCACAGUGGCCAUGAUUCAGCCAGCACUUCCACUCCUGCUACUGGCUUGUGGGAGGGACCUACUGUAUGGAGUGGAUUUCCGGGGGAACAAUAUUGAGUAUCAGCCACUCAAAACUGAAAAUGCAAGUCGUUGCAGGCAGGAAUGCACCAACAAAGACAACUGCCAGUUCUUCACAUUUGUUGGGGAAAAGGCAGACAUAAUAGACAACAGAAACAAGUGUUUACUGAUGGCCUCAACUGGUAAAAUUACAGUACAACCCCUCGAACAUGCAACCUCAGGCUACUCUCUGAGACACUGCAAUGAUAAAGUCACGUAUUCAACCAAAAAGUACAACCUUGUCCUUGAAAUGAAAAACUGGACUGAAUCACAAGUGUAUUGCAGACAGCACUACACAAACCUGUCCAUCAUACACACAGAACAGGAUUGGAAGGAAGUUCAAUCCACUCUGAGUCAUUUCAAUGGUGGUGUAUGGAUUGGGCUCCAUAGAGAUAAACCUAAUCCAGAUGAAAUGUGGAGGUGGUCUGAUGGGGAGGACUUCAUGUUCUUUAACUGGAAAACGGGCUAUGGUGGCCAGAACAAUCAUGACUGCACCAUUUCUUAUUCAUCUCAAUGGAUGACAGUAGGGUGUACAGCUGAAUAUCAAUACAUGUGUCAACGAGUUCAACCUGGUAAUGGAACAGCAGAGAAGAUGUAUGAGCUGAUGCCUGAGCCAAAGACUCAGCAGGAUGCUGAGACAGACUGCAAGAAAAUAAACGGCAGAGAACUGGCGAGUAUCUGUAACCAGAAAGAACAGGAAGCCUUUGAUGAGGUGACUACAGGGAACACCUGGAUUGGACUUGAGAAGAACGACAAACUAUGGAAGUGGUCAAAUGGAGAACCAUUUCAUCAAUGGAAAAAUAACACGGGAGAUGGAAACUGUACAGCUGGACUCAGACAGAAAAUGGACACCAAAAGAUUGCUCUAGUCAAAGUGCUUUCCUUUGCUAUGGAGAUGAACGUCCACUUAACACCACUGGGGAUUUGACCACUCCUGUUACCCCUAAAACCACCAGCCAUACUUCAACUGGACCUCCCUCUAUCAAGACAUCCACCACAACACCUCCCACUUUACUACCUACUAAAACUACUGAACAGUCCACCACCUUAACACCCACCACUACUAAUGGACAGUCCACCACCUCACCACCUACCACUACUAAUGGACAGUCUACCACCUCACGACCUACCACUAAUGUACAGUCCACCACCUCAAC